AUGAUAAUUAAUUUCUCUGAAACUGUCUACAAGAGAUCAACAUUUUCUGUUUUCAAAGUACAUGGGUUAGCCCAGGCAUCAAUAGCUAAUUGUGUAUCAGAAACAUUUUCUGCUAUUCGAAUAGUAAGAUCUUUUGGUGGUGAAAAGUGGCAGAUGUUUACAUUUGCUAAACAGGAUGAGCUCUCUGUCGGAUCUAUAGCAUCUUUUAUUGGAUAUACUUUUAUUUUAACAUUUGCCGUUCAAGGACUGGUUAAUACCUUUUGGGAUCUCCGAGGAGCUUUUGCGGCUGUUGACAGGAUCAACUCUAUUUUAUCUCGAGUUCAAGUUGAUGAUUAUCUUGCCUAUGGCUUAGAAAGAGAACUAAGGCAACAGAAAGCAGUGGAUGAUGAGAAAUAUAAAUAUUUGUUUGUGAUGAAUUAUAGUUGAUGUAUCAACACACUUUGAUGUAUGGUUGUUACUUAAUAUUAUAGUUGAUGUAUUAAUACACUUUGUUUAUGUUUUGAAUUAUAUUAACUUGCUUGUU
Molecule: messenger RNA, 523 nt
Organism: Arachis duranensis
Lineage: Eukaryota; Viridiplantae; Streptophyta; Magnoliopsida; Fabales; Fabaceae
Product: ABC transporter B family member 28-like
Exons: 5
Coding region: 1-426 (141 amino acids)
Cellular component (GO): membrane
Molecular function (GO): ATP binding; ABC-type oligopeptide transporter activity
Source: RefSeq, a predicted model, not a curated record